AUGUCGUCUUCGAUAAAGGGAAACCCAAUCCGUAAGUUUUAUAGUUAUAAAUUAGUUUUGCUCAACCUCGACAAGUCUUCAUACAGAGGAGCUGUUUUCAAUCAAUCUUCUGCCAAGAACCUCCGCCAAGAACCGCCAAGAACCCAAGAUAUGAAGUUUGAGACCGCUGUCAAGCUUCCAAGGCAACAAAACACAAAGAAGAACAUUGUCAAUAAGAUCAAUAUCAAGUUGGAAGGUCUCAACUACAAGAUGGGAAGCUCCAUGCUGCAUCCUCAGAAAUUCGGCGGUGGUUUCGUUUUUGUGAAGCGGCCGUGCGACGUGUACGGUCCCGUACUGCAAAAAAUCAUCCACCAAAUCAUCAAGCAAGCUCAGAGCAGGCGAAAUGGAGAACUGAAGCAGAUCCUGAUCUACAUCAAUGGAAUAACGGAAGGGCAGUAUGGAAUGAUCAAUGAGAAGUAUUCUAUGUUUAUCGGAAAUAAUCAUCGUCGCCGUUUCCAAAACUUAUUUUGUUUCUUAAUUUUCUUUCAAUAA
Messenger RNA from Caenorhabditis remanei, 531 nucleotides. RefSeq lists its product as uncharacterized. The transcript has 5 exons. The record is from RefSeq and is a predicted model, not a curated record. Lineage: Eukaryota; Metazoa; Nematoda; Chromadorea; Rhabditida; Rhabditidae. Bases 1 to 531 code for a protein of 176 amino acids.